GCACUGCCACACCCGGGGGCGCAAGGAGCUGCAGCCCUUGCCCUCGCACCCCCUCUCGUGCCUUCAGCUGCGCGCGGUCAGAGCCCGGGACGGUUUCGCUCGUCUCGAGCCGAGUCUUUUCCUUUAAAUUGCGUCAUCUGGGUAUUUCCGCGCUCUCGAGGCCGUGCGGCUUCUCGUUCACGGCUCGUGGGUGGCGGCAGGGGAGGUGAAAGUGUAAAGGCUAAGCUAACUAGCUACACGGAGAAAAUAACGAAUUGCUUAUAAACAGGCGCUUGCGGCGGCGAGGGGAGCGCGAAAGGGCCUGUCUUUUCGUUCGUGAUCGAAGACACAGAGAUUACUUGCGUUCAAGUUAACCGAGGAAAAUAAAAGCAAAGAAAUGGAUGGAACAUUUAAUUGGACUACUAACAAGGGGCCCCCCUUCAUCGAGAUCAUCGAGCAGCCCAAGCAGAGGGGCAUGCGUUUCCGCUACAAGUGCGAAGGCCGCUCAGCUGGCAGCAUCCCGGGCGAGAAGAGCAAUGACAGCACCAAGACGCAUCCCGCCAUUAAGAUCCACAAUUACAAUGGGCCCAUCCGCGUGCGCAUCUCUCUGGUGACUAAGAACGUGCCGUACAAGCCACACCCCCACGAGCUGGUAGGCAAGGACUGCAAGCAUGGCUACUAUGAGGCCGACCUGCAGGAGCGGCGCGUGCACAGCUUUCAGAACCUGGGCAUCCAGUGCGUGAAGAAGAAGGAUGUGGCGGAGGCCAUUUCCUACAGGCUGAUCACGUUCAACAACCCGUUCAGCGUUAAAGAAGCCGACAUCUGGGCGGAUGAGUACGACCUGAACACGGUGCGGCUGUGUUUCCAGGCCUCGAUCCCCCUGCCCACUGGGGAGCACUGUGCUCUUCAGCCUGUCGUUUCUGAGCCCAUCUACGACAAUCGAGCCCCGAACACGGCCGAGCUGAAGAUCUGCAGGGUGAACAGGAACUCGGGGAGCUGCCGGGGCGGAGAUGAGAUCUUCCUGCUGUGUGACAAAGUUCAGAAAGAGGAUAUCGAGGUGCGCUUCUUCCGGGACUCCUGGGAGGGCAAGGGCUCCUUCUCGCAGGCGGACGUGCACCGGCAAGUGGCCAUCGUGUUCCGCACGCCGCCCUACAGCAGCACCGACCUCAGCAAUCCCAUCCCGGUGAAGAUGCAGCUGCGGCGGCCGUCCGACGGGGAGGUCAGCGAGCCCGUGGACUUCCAGUACCUGCCGGCAGAACCCGAUGAGUACCGGCUGAUGGAGAAGAGGAAGCGGACAGAGGGAAUGUUCCAGAACCUGAAGCUUGGCCCGCUGCUGCCAGGUCCUACACCUACUGAGAGACGGCCCAUGAACACCGCCAAGAGGACGGUGACGGUCUCCAAGCCCCCGGCCACCAUGAUGCAGCCAGUGGCCAAACCAGGACCCCCCAUGCUGCCCAGUACCUACGUCAAACCCGAGAUCCUCUUUGGGUCCCAACCAAUGCAGCUCUUUUCCCCCAUGUGUAAGCAGGGGGCAGCGGUGACGGUGGCCACCCCCGUCCCCCCCAGCAGCUGGCAGUUUGCUUCCCAGUCUAAACCCACCCCAUUGGAUAAUUUCCUGGCUUCUGCAUCUGCCACCUCGCAGUCUCAGGACUGUCCCACCGUCAACCUGUCGGACCUCUACGACUACCCCUUUCCGGAAUUAUCUUCUGCGAAGGACUUGGACGCCAAGACCAAUGGGCAGUUCGGAAGCAGAGAUGGUGGGUCGGGGCCCUCGGAGGUGUCCGCAUCGGUGUCCGGCCUGGCGGGUCUCCCCGACACCCACUUCAGGGUAGAUCACGGGCUAUGCGACGACGAGCUCCCCGAGUUCCCCAGCUUCUCGGAAAUCCAGACUGGUAACCUGGACAGCAUCAAUCCUGAUGAUAUCCAGGCUCUGCUGGGUCAGACGGGGAUGCCGGACGACAGCGGGCAGGGGUCCGAACUGCCGGGAGCCUCCGGCUUGAACCAGGUGGAUGCGUCGUCCAACCCCAUGGGCACCAGCAGCACGUGGAUGAAUUACCCAAACAGCAUCAUCAGCCUGCUGCAGAACGAAGGCAUGAUGGUGCACACGAACACCCCGAGUCUGCCCGUGCUGGAGGACCUGGACAACCUCAGCUCCAUGGAUGAUGACCGACUCAUGUCCAUCUUGAACAGCAGCAACCAAGCCAGCUUCAUGUCUGGGCUCCCCCCAUAAACUCCCGUGAUUCACUCCCUCCCUCCUUCCUACAGAAACCCUGGCUGCACUCCUUUCUCCUCCAUCCCCGAGUGACCAUUUCGUAUUUCCCCCAGACUCCCGGUGACACGGGGGCGGUGAUGCCACUGAUGCCUUGUGUGGCUGUGGGCAUUUCUGCAGGCCCACAGGGCCGGGCUUUGCGUGGCUGCACUGACGUGGACACCUUCUGCAGGAGUGAGACGGGGAAGACAACCGGGGAACGCUGUUCUUCCUGAAAAAUGACAGCUUAUGGGCCUCAUAUGACUGGGGUUCUGGGUUCGAUUCCCUGUGCAGUUUUUCAUUUUCUCCCGGUUUUCUCUUCGCUCAUGGUCGCAUCCCACAGUCCGGAGACAUGCCUUCAGAAGUACAGCAGCCCUAAACUGUGCUGGUCCUGCGCCAGUCUAAGUGCUCUGUGAUGGAGUAACCUGCCUCUCAAGGUGCACCCUGACACAUUCCCCGUACUUCCAGGGGAAACCUAUGGAUCACCCGCACCCCAAGCGGAUAGAUUUGUGUAGCUGUUAUCCAUUAAUUAUGUCUCCGAAACUCUGCUCCCUCACCAGGCCUGAUGUAUCUUGGGUAUGUCUCUGCGGUAAAUGAAAGGCCUCGCUUCCAAUGAUCUCAUGAAGGACAUAUAUUACUGACAUUUAAUAUUUAUUCCUGUUUAAUGGUUGUUAUAAACUGAUGUUUACUGCACCAACAUGUAUGUCGCGCUAAAGCAGGGAUGGGAGCCUAUUCCAUGGAGGGCCAGUAUGGGUGCGGCUUUUUGGAACGAUAUGUCAGUCUGCCAAUAAUUAAACAGUGGUUCUGAACUCCAGUCCUGUUAUUGGCUGAUUGAGCGGCCAUCCCAAAAUCCCGCCCCCUGCACUGGUCCUCCGUGGAUCAGGCUCCCCACCCUGUGCGAAAGGGAAGUUUGGGGAGGGGGGGGGGUACCUCAUCAGCUGUGCCUCUGUAGCUCUGUACAGUUUCUUUAAAAACUUAAACAGAUUGAUAGCAAAAUUACUUGUAAAUUCAAAUCUGUCAGUAAGCAGUAAGCACCACAGAAUGAUUAUGUACAUAUAUAUAUAUAUUUUUAAGAAAAUUAGUUGAAUGUGCCUUUAAAUUGCAAAAUAUUCAUUUAUAUUCGGGGAAUGAUUUGAUAAACGCACCAGAAGGAUAUAUUUACUGGUUUACUGCUAGUGACGUGGUAACUUGGCUUAGCAAUGUGUUCCACAUUUUUGUCAGAAAAGGGCAUUUGUACUGACUGAGACCCUGCUUUUGUUUACCCAGGUUUAGUAUUGAACCCGACCAGCAGGCGUUUAGUGGGUAAGAUCAGGCAGGGACGGCCGGCCGGCAUCAUGCUCUGGUGUCUACCCUAGAGGGUGCAGAGGAUACGCCGCUUAAAGGCGUGUAUCCAGGAGAAAAUCUCGGCAGCCUGCUCUGCAAAGUUUGUGAAUUUGUAUUUCAGUUUUUCUGUAGCCGCAAUGACUGUCAUGAAUGUAACAAAUGUUAGGCGUCAGCGAAAACAUUAUACUGCUGUCACCAUUCAAAAGGCUUACAGUGGUCUUAUGUAGUCUGUAGUUAUCUGCACUUUUACUAUGUUAUGAACUGUCAAAUAUAUGAACAAUAUUUUACAUAAUUAAAAAUUAUAACUUCAAUAUGAGUAAAUUCUGUUCCCGUUACUAGCGUUGACUUUAAGUUCUCCUAUAAUCCACCUUGACCUUACUGUCGGAAACAUACAGCUUCCGAUACGUUUUAAUGGCUUUGUGUGAAUAGGAUGUCCUUAAACGUUAAAUGAGACUCGGGUGUUGCAGGUCCCUCCCAUAGGCUGAGGCCACUGGGGUUUAGGUGGAUGGGCGUGAUAGUCUGACUAUCAUGUGAUCGACCGGCAUCCUGUGAUCGCGUGACCUUGACCCAGCUGCAUGGAAGAUGGAUGGAUAAAGAUGCUUUGAUUUAACAAAUACGUUGAAUAAAACGUUACUUUGAUCGAGGAAUAAGGUGGUUCUUUUGCUGAAGUUUGUGCCGGCAGGCUUUCACCCUAUAAAGCUUUUCCCACUCAAUUGUU
Molecule: messenger RNA, 4268 nt
Organism: Paramormyrops kingsleyae
Lineage: Eukaryota; Metazoa; Chordata; Actinopteri; Osteoglossiformes; Mormyridae
Product: putative transcription factor p65 homolog
Biological process (GO): response to cytokine; cellular response to stress; inflammatory response
Cellular component (GO): cytoplasm; nucleus
Molecular function (GO): RNA polymerase II cis-regulatory region sequence-specific DNA binding; DNA-binding transcription factor activity, RNA polymerase II-specific
Source: RefSeq, a predicted model, not a curated record